Messenger RNA from Diprion similis, 2793 nucleotides. RefSeq lists its product as uncharacterized. Gene Ontology annotation, biological process: proteolysis. NCBI's taxonomy places the organism in Eukaryota, Metazoa, Arthropoda, Insecta, Hymenoptera, Diprionidae. Gene Ontology annotation, molecular function: serine-type endopeptidase activity. The transcript has 6 exons. The record is from RefSeq and is a predicted model, not a curated record. The coding region runs from base 9 to 2402 and encodes 797 amino acids.
GACGCAUCAUGGGAAACAGGGUGCAGUUUGCGCUGGUGGUGGUUGCAUGGGCUAUUACGUUGGAAACGUCGAGUGCAACAUGGGGGCAUUUUCUGCGACCUGGAAAGAACAUCGUAUGGCCUGGAGACCUCUCCAUAGCUACACCAGCUUCACCCGGCAGAGUCCCUCUCUUCUUGCUUCACAUUUUAAAGCACAAGCUGAAUCCUCAUAAGGUCCAGAAAGUCACCACAACUCCGAUGCCGCAUUCCCAGUGCUUUUGCGUGCCUUAUUAUCUCUGCGAUAUGAACAAUACCAUCAUCACUUCUGGAAUUGGUGUAAUCGACAUCAGAUUUCGACCCUGCACCGGCGACUUGGAAGUCUGUUGCUACAUGCCUAAUCUCAACGUAUCAACUCCUAUGCCAAUUCCAACCGCUAUUCCUACUUCGAUGCCGAUGACAAGCAUGCCAUCAACUAUGAUGCCGACUAUGCCACCAACUACGAUGCCUACUAUGCCACCAACGAUGAUGCCGACUAUGCCACCAACGAUGAUGCCGACUAUGCCAUCAACGAUGAUGCCUACUAUGCCACCAACUAUGAUGCCUACUAUGCCACCAACUAUGAUGCCUACUAUGCCACCUACGAUGAUGCCGACUAUGCCACCAACUAUGAUACCCACUACGCUACCGACCAUGGCUCCCGCAAUUAUGUCUACCACGCCACCGACAAUGCCGCCGACUAUGAUGCCCACCAUGGCGCCAACUACCCAACCUACCCAACCACCGACCAUGAUGCCAACCAUGCCACCUACCAUGGCGCCCACUGUCAUGCCAACAGCGGCUCCAACAUCGCCACCUACCACUCCACCGACCAUGGCACCAUCAAUGAUGUCGACAAUGAUGCCUACAUCGGCACCGAUAACCGUAUUCCCGACACCAUCGCCCGCUUUGAAUUGCUUAUGCGUCGAGACGUAUCAGUGCGAUGCAUCCGGUGUAAUAAUAAUAUCUGGUGCCGGUGUGAUCGACCCUCGACAGCAAAACCAAAGACUCUGCCCAAUCGCCACGCAGGUUUGCUGUCGAAUUCCGACUUCUGUAGUUUUCCCAACAUCGAUCCCAGCGAUGACGUCGAUGUCGCCGACAAUUUCCUCUAGCCAACUUUGCGUGUGUGUCAAAAUGUGGCAAUGCGACUCAAUGGGGUACGUAAUCGUGUCCGGAGCCGGAAACAUCGACCCUCGAUUUCCGAUCGGUCGGUUCGGUCAGUUGGGCAGCGGUUGCUCAGCUGCGGAUGAAAUAUGCUGCAAAAUACCAGCAAACGGUGAGGACUCAGCCGUUGGGUUUCCGUCCAACGGCAUGCAACCUUACCCUUCCGGGGGCCUUGGACCCAUCCGAAACCCUGGCACGGAUCGCGCCUGCAUUUGCGUAAAGACUCUCCAGUGCGCGGACGGGUUCGUAGUCAGCCAGGACGGUGCGGGCAUAAUCGAUCCCAGAUUCGGGAUCUGUCCCAUGCCUGAUGACGUCUGCUGCCAACUCCAGGGCAUCGUUGGGGUCGUGGGUCCACACCGACCAUCGAAUGGGAGGCACACCCUUGUCGUCGCUGCAGGUGGAACAAGUGCGAAAUUUGAUUCCUGCGGGAUGAGGAGCAACGAUUACAACGCAGGUGCCCAAAGGGUAGAUGGGCCCGGAGCCACGCUAUUCGCCGAGUUUCCCUGGAUGGUCGCACUCCUGGUGCGUCAGACACAGAGCCCUUUGCUUUUCCAGUGCGGUGGAUCCCUGCUGUCAACGAGGGCGGUUUUGACCGCCGCGCACUGCGUCGCUGGACGAGACGUGGGUCAGCUCGUGAUACGCGUCGGCGAAUGGGACACCAGGUCCACAAACGAACCUCUGCCCUACCAAGAAGCUGGAGUCCAGACUAUCCUGAAACACCCUCAAUUCUACAGCGGUGGUCUUUACCACGAUGUAGCAGUCCUGAUACUCACCUCCGAAGUCAGCUACCAGACCAACGUACGAUCGAUCUGCCUUCCCCAACAGGGGAUGGCUGUCACUCCAGGAGUCAGAUGCUAUGCAACCGGUUGGGGACGAAAUUCCUUCGGAGUCGAGGGACAGUAUCAAGCCGUUCUGCGACAGGUCGACUUGCCGAUCGUCGAACGAUCCGAUUGCCAAAAGCGUCUACGAUCGACCCGACUUGGCCAGUAUUUCCAGUUGCAUGGUAGCUUCAUUUGUGCAGGCGGGGAGCCGAGUAAAGAUACCUGCACGGGCGACGGAGGAGGUCCCCUGGUGUGCCCAACUUCCUCCGGAAGGUACUUCCAGGUUGGCAUUGUUUCCUGGGGCAUCGGCUGCGGGUCAUCAACGACACCCGCUGUUUACGCCAGUGUUCCUCAGCAUCGCCAAUGGAUCGAUCAGCAGUUGGCAAAUUAUGGAGUACUGUGAGCAACGAAUUAUCUAUUAAUGCUGUAGUUGGUGUUGUCGAUUUGUGAAAUCCUAUUUUCCCAAGGCUGCUCACGCAUUGUCACGUCUAGUCCUACGUAGGUGUAUUUAUUUAUAAACGUGCGAUGUAACUGCAUUUAUUAUUCUGUUUUCACCAACGUCGAAUUCUUAAGUCAUAACGCGUAACUCAUAAUCAACUUGCUUGACUUGGAAUGUUGUUAUUUCGUUGGAUUGAAAUCGCAAUGGAGGUGUAUGAUUCAUCUGUAGAGGAUAAAUAGUCAGAAAUUUAUUUGUGAAUUUCGUAGAAAGAGAAUUUCAAUUUAUCGAUAUUAUGAAUUAUUUAUUAUUACAUAAAUCAAUAAACGUGUGAAACUAGCUAAAAAUAAAGUUUUUC